Molecule: messenger RNA, 462 nt
Organism: Funneliformis mosseae
Lineage: Eukaryota; Fungi; Glomeromycota; Glomeromycetes; Glomerales; Glomeraceae
Source: the annotation of a GenBank genome assembly
AUGAGAAAAUACCGAGGCAAAAUACUAUCGAUUAAUAUUAAUAAUACAAUUUUAAGAGGUACACAAACAAUUGGAAAUCUUGAUAGCAGUAUUUUCGUUGCGAAAAAAUAUUAUGAAGAAGAGGACAAUUAUGAAGAAGAGCAAGAACUAACAAAGGAUAUUUUACCAGAUGGAACCAAAAUUAAGAAAUCAGCUUCUUUUAAUCUUUUUCAAUCGGAUGAUGAUGAUCCCUCUGAAGAGCAUGAAAAUAUUCCAUCUUUUGAAGAAACUCUCAAUUCUAUACUUAGUAGUCGAAAAAAAUGGAUCUUGCCUUCUAGCAAAAAUGUUAGUGAUGUUAUUACCAGAAACGUAUUCGUAAAUGUAAAGACAAUUCAAAAGAAAAAGAAUACAUUACCACAGAAAGUACCACACUACGUUACGAACAGUAUUGGUCACCUUUAUAAGUCCAAUUAUUUUGACUGA